Stylophora pistillata is the source of this 3110-nucleotide messenger RNA. Its product is annotated as iron-sulfur clusters transporter ABCB7, mitochondrial. Gene Ontology annotation, molecular function: ABC-type transporter activity; ATP hydrolysis activity; ATP binding. NCBI's taxonomy places the organism in Eukaryota, Metazoa, Cnidaria, Anthozoa, Scleractinia, Pocilloporidae. Gene Ontology annotation, cellular component: mitochondrial inner membrane. Gene Ontology annotation, biological process: intracellular iron ion homeostasis; transmembrane transport. The record is from RefSeq and is a predicted model, not a curated record.
ACUGACCUAAUCUUUAAUGGCGGAAACAAUAUGGCGCCGGUUUUUAGAACCUGUUGUGGUUUUCUACAAAUACAAACGGCCUACAGAGUUUUUAAUCCUCGAUUAUGCCUGCAGCCAAGUUUGAAUGCGGGAUCUAGAUACUCGUACAGAUGGUCUGCCCUACAGGGCUCUCGUGGACACCAUAUAAGACCCAAGCCAGCUGCAACAAAGAUAAUACCUUCUCUGAGCAGUAAAUUUGCUUCUUGUGAGCCAGGACUCCUCUUUGUGAGUAAGCGACAACAGCAUGGAGGUACCAAUAUCACAUCAAAAAGCCUGAAAAAUGUAUCAUCCACAGAUAGCUUGUCAAUAAUUAAAAGAAUGUUAAAACAUGUUUGGCCCAAAGACAGGCCUGAUUUGAAGAGAAGAGUAGUUGCUGCAGUAGUUCUGCUUAUUGGAGCCAAGCUGAUGAAUGUACAAGUACCAUUCUUGUUUAAGUAUGCUGUUGAUUACCUAAACAACAUGGACUCAGCUGCCUUGGUUCAAACGGCAGGUGGAACUGUCUUUACAGCGCUGACAGCACUGCUGUUGGGAUAUGGAGCAGCCCGUACAAGUGCAUCUCUUUUUAAUGAAUUAAGGAAUGCAGUCUUUGCAAAGGUUGCUCAGGGAUCCAUUCGCGUUGUUGCUAAGAGGACAUUUCUUCAUCUCCAUAACCUGGACUUAACCUUUCAUCUGACCAGGAAGACAGGUGCUUUGUCCAGGGCCAUAGACAGAGGAACAAGAGGGAUCAAUUUCAUUUUAAGUGCUUUGGUGUUUAACAUCUUCCCAACAAUAUUUGAGGUGUCACUUGUGGCUGGCAUCUUGACAUACCGAUGUGGUAAAGAGUUUGGACUAGUUACACUGGCCUGUCUAGCAACAUAUGUUGCCUUUACACUGUUUGUCACACAAUGGAGAACCAAGUUUCGAGUGCAAAUGAACAGAGCAGAUAACCAGGCUGGCUCUCAAGCCAUUGAUUCACUGAUCAACUACGAGACAGUUAAGUAUUUUAACAAUGAAAACUAUGAAGCCAAGAGAUAUGACGAACUCCUUGCAGAUUACGAGAAAGCGUCCCUUAAAACCACAACAAGUUUAGCUUUGCUCAGCUGGGGUCAGAAUUUUAUCUUCAGCGCCUCUUUGAGCGCAAUUAUGAUACUGGCCAGCAGGCAAAUCAUGCAAGGCACCAUGUCUGUCGGUGAUCUAGUGAUGGUGAAUGGUCUGCUAUUUCAACUCUCGGUGCCUCUCAACUUCCUGGGUUCUGUGUAUCGUGAUAUAAGGCAAUCACUUGUGGACAUGCAAACAUUGUUUGAUCUUCACAAGGUCUCCUCGGCUAUCAAGGUCAAACCUGGUGCUUUUCCACUCGUUCUGAAACCUGGUGAUGAAAAAUCACACGUUAUAUUUGACAAUGUGGUGUUUGGCUACCUGCCAAACCAGAAUAUCCUUAACGGACUGACAUUCACUGUUCCAGCAGGAAAGAAGAUUGCUAUUGUAGGAGGCAGUGGCUCGGGGAAAUCCACCAUUGUCCGCUUGCUGUAUCGAUUUUAUGAUCCCUCAGAUGGUCGUAUCCUUAUGGCUGGCCAUGACAUUCGAGAUCUUACGAUUGAUUCCUUGCGACAAGCUAUAGGAGUUGUACCGCAAGACACAGUUCUUUUUCACAAUGACGUAUUCUACAACAUAAACUACGGGCGCAUUGAAGCUACACAAGAUGAAGUUUAUGAGGCAGCCAAGAUGGCGGAGAUUCACGAUGCGGUACAACGCAUGCCCAAAGGAUAUCAAACUCAGGUCGGCGAACGUGGUUUAAAGCUGUCCGGCGGCGAAAAACAAAGAAUAGCUAUUGCUAGGACUAUCUUGAAAAAUCCACCUAUACUUAUGUACGACGAAGCCACUUCCUCGCUGGAUUCUAUCACGGAAAUGAAUAUUCUGGAUAGUCUUAAACGUGUUACAAAAGAUCGUACCUCUAUCUUCAUUGCUCAUCGACUGUCCACAGUGGUAGACGCAGACGAAAUUCUUGUUUUGGAAGAGGGUCGCGUGCGUGAGAGAGGUUCUCAUUAUUCACUCAUCACAGACUCUAACAGUUUAUACGCUCAUUUGUGGCACAAGCAACACGAGGCACAUAGAGUCGACAUUCACAGAACUCAGGUCGAUGAUACGUCAGCUGCCGGGAUGUAAUGUGAAGGAAACUGGAACUAGCGUGGAAGCGAGGUGUUUGAUAUUCGAUUUUCAUGGUCAUUUUGAGGCAAUGUAGAAUGUUUCAGACAUGAGCAUGCAACCAGAAGUCUCUUCGUAAACACAGUUUGCAAUUUUAAGUGCAUUUUUUAGAAAGGCAGUCUGUCCAUUUGACGAUAAUUUUAUUAACGUAACUGUUUUUAAUGUUGGAAACCCCCAGAGAUAUGCUCUAGUUGCUACUGUUGAAAGUGAGAUGGCAAAUGAGUUUGUCGCGGAAAACGCGGGAAAAACUUGGACCAGUGCUAAACGCGGGAAAAGGUGUUGCUGGUGGAAAACGUGGGAAAUUAUGUCACCAAGCAGGUGGAAAACGCGGGAAAAACGUUUGCACAGCGUCACAUGCGGGAAAACAUGAACGGAGUUACUUGCGGAAAUUGUGGGUAAAAAUGUUAAACCAGGCAUUUUACCGGGUGAUGUCAGACAUGAAUUAACAAAGAACUUGAGCGGUCAAUAAGUUUACAUGUGUUUAUUUGUUAGAACCACACCAUCAUCUCUCUACUGCGCUGACAAAUAACUUGGUAGGAUAUUUUUUUCUGUGUACGCAAAAUUUUGUUCAAAUACUUACAUUUUAAUUAUGGACAAAUUCCAACGGAUGAUUUUAAUCGUUCUUGAUUCAAAACCACAUGAUAUUGCUUCAAUUACUAAUAUUCGGACGAAAUGCUGCGCUGGCAACUGCAGUGUAAUUUCUGAAAAAUAAUUAUUUAGGAAACAAGCAAUGGUUUCUUCGUCAAGACCUCGACAAGAACUAAGAAACCUAUCUAUUUCAGUUAAGAUAUUUCAUGAAACGUUUACUUAGCAAAUCGCACCCCCUGCACCCCCUCCCAUAGAUCCGCUCCUGUUACGUAAUGGCAACAGGAUUAAAGUUGUAACGUGUA